Molecule: messenger RNA, 5034 nt
Organism: Plasmodium gonderi
Lineage: Eukaryota; Apicomplexa; Aconoidasida; Haemosporida; Plasmodiidae
Product: structural maintenance of chromosome protein
Exons: 1
Coding region: 1-5034 (1677 amino acids)
Biological process (GO): sister chromatid cohesion
Cellular component (GO): nucleus; cohesin complex; chromosome
Molecular function (GO): protein binding; ATP binding; DNA binding
Source: RefSeq, a predicted model, not a curated record
AUGGUGAAGAUGGGUAAAAUGCAGAAGAUACAGAUGAAGAAGAAGGUGAAUGAUUCAAAUUCCAGAAAUGACCUUGAUGAAGAAGAAAAUUUUGAAAGCAGCUUAGAAUCUGAUAAAGAUGAAAACGAAGGGUCAAACAAUUUGGUAACAAAUUCAGCAAAGGUGGAUGAUCAAGACUUCAACAAUUUUUUAAAUGAAGAAUAUUUAGAGGGUUCAGACGAAUCCUCAUUUAAUUUUUCAAGCACGAAACCUAUUAAUUUGGAUUUUGGAAAAGAGGGAAAAAAGAAAUAUACUGUUUUGAAAGGCCUCGUACAUAGUGACGAUGCGAAGAGAGGUGUGAUGAGAGCUGUUAAGGAAGGUGUUAUGGAAGGUGAAAACAUGGGAAAAUGUGCUACACUAGUAAGUGGCAUCAAGUAUCCUCAGCCCAACCUAGAAAAAAGUGUUGCCUUAGAUUCUGGCACUCAUAACAAUGAUACGUGUCCAUUUCAGAAGCAGUUGGAUAUGAACAAACAGAAUCGAUUCGAAGGUAGAGAAGCAAACGGACGUAGCGAGGUAGAAGAAGGAAGCUCGUCGGAGACAGAUGAUAAGACAGAGAAAGAAGCUAGUGGAAGAGACGUGGCAGGAGACGUGUCAGUUGAAGUAACCUCCAGUAGAGACAUAGUUCCCCUGAGAAUAAGUCAACUGGAAAGAGAGAAUAAUGGAAAAAUAGAGGAACUUGAAUUUCCAAACGAAUAUCUAAACAGCAGCAGCUUGGCAUCUAGCAUGGUGUAUAGAGAGAGUGAAUUAUGUUUCAUAAAAUAUCUAAUCGUUUGUAACUUUAAGAGCUAUGAGAAUGAAAAUGUUAUAGGUCCAUUUUCCAAAUUCACAGCAAUUAUAGGACCUAAUGGAUCAGGGAAAUCGAAUAUUAUGGAUUGCAUUUGUUUUGUCUUAGGAAUUCAUAAUAAACAUUUGAGAGUAAAAAAUAUGAAGCAUUUAAUACACCAUAAGGAAAAUGAGAAGAUGGAAAUGUUGAACAAAAGGAAAUGUUAUGUAAAACUUGUGUUAGAAUGUAACAAACAAAAUAUCGAAAUUAAGAGGACUCUAAAUUAUAGAGGAGUAAGUAAUUACUACAUUAAUGAAAGAUUAGUGGAACAUAAAGAAUAUGUAAAUUUUUUAAAAAAAAAUCGAAUCGAAACUAAGACAAAAACAUGCUUAAUAUUUCAAGGAGAUAUUGAAGAUGUAAUUAAUAAGAAACCGACAGAAUUGUCAAGACUGUUUGAGUAUAUAAGUGGUUCAGAUGAAUAUGAACAAGUGUAUGAAGAUAUGAAAGAGAAGCUGAAAGAAAAACAAAUGAAUUGUAAGAAUUAUUUAAAUGAAAAAAAGAAAUUGGAACAAGAAAUUAAAAUUCAUAAAAUGCAGAUAAAUGACAAUAUAGAACAAAACCUACUGAAAGAAGAGUACGAAAAUGAUGUAAAAUUAUUUUACCUAUUUCGUCUUUAUCAUUAUUAUAAAAAAAAAGAAAAAUUAAAAGAUGAUUUACUCACGUUUAAGGAUGAAAAAAUUGAAUUCGAACAAGAAAUUUUAACUAAAAAUAAAAAAAUUGCAAAUGAUUUGGAAAAAAAUAAAUUAGUAAAAAAAAAAAAUCUUCUCAAAUUACAAGAUCAGAUAAAAGAUUAUAGAGUAGAAAUGAAUCAACUCAAAAUUAGUCUCAAUGAAAUAAAUGAAAAAAAAAAAUUCUGUGAAGAAUCUCUAAACAAAAUAUUAGCAAAUCAGAAACUGAAGAAAAACAUGCAAAUCCAUUGUACCAAAUUUGUUGACAAUUUAAAUGAACAGAUUAAAGAUCAAAAUAAAAAACUUAGCACUGAAUAUGUUAAUAAAUUAAAUAUCAUUUUGAAGUUUGUCGAUAAGUAUGAUCUUGUCAAAGCAUACCUUAAGGAUAGACACAAAAGUGUGUAUGAUGGUCUGAUGAAAGCAGAAAAAAAAUUGAAAACCAUGAAAAUUCUGGAUAGUAACAAUAAUAAUAGCGACACAAAAAUUAAUCAGAAAAACGAACAAGAAGCAAUGUUUGAAAUUUGCAAUGCACUGCAAGUUAUUGAAAAUUUAACCGAAUACAAAAAAUGUAAAGAAAAAUAUCUAUAUCAGUGUGCAAACAGUAAUAUUAACAUUAAUAACUACACAACUUUAUCAAAUUCGUUGAAAAAAGAUAUUAAAGAAUUACAGGAAGAAUGUGACAAUCUUAGCAGAAAAAAACAGAAAGAAGUACUCGAUUAUGAGUCUGAAAAAAUGACCUUGGAUGAAUUGACAGAUCGAAUAAACAAACUAAAUAAUGUAAUUGCAGAGGAUAAAAUGAAAGUAGAAAAAUAUAAAAAUGAUUUGAAAUCAUACAAUUUUACCAUCACAAAAAAGGAAAAACACAUCGAACAGUUGGAUGAGCAAAUAAAUGUACUAAAUAUACAUAAAAAUGAAUUAAUAUAUUUUGAAAAAAAAAAAGAAAUUAUUCGAAAUUUAAAAAAUAUGUUUGGAGAUGAUGAAAUAUAUGAUGAGAUUAGUAACCUCUACGAAGUAAACAAUCAGAUAUAUUACACAGCUGUCAACAAUGUUAUUCAUAAGUAUAAUAAUUUUCUUGUAGUAAAAAAUAUAGAGACUUGUGUGAAGUGCAUCAAGUACCUCAAAGAUAACAAACAUCACAAGAUGGAUUUCAUCCCUCUAGAGAAUUUUGUGAAUAAUAUGAAACUGAAAAAAUGGAAAAACAAAGACAGAGAAGGUGAAGAAGCAGCAUAUGUAGAGGGGCAGCAGAAGAAGAUGUAUAACACAGGAAGCAGAGAUGAACAACAUGAGAAGAACAACUCGGACAAUUUGACGAACAAUGAGUUUAUGGAAGAAUAUGGAUAUCAUCAUCACAUGAUAGGAAAGGUGAUGAAUUUAUUUAAAAAAAAAAAUAUCGUGCUAGCAAAUAAUUGUCUUGUGUGUGAUGAACAGUUUAAAGUGAUCUUUGAUUACCUCAUAGGUAAGAACACUCUGAUUGUUGAUUGUAUAAAAGAUGCAGAAGAUAUAAGGAAGAAAUUUCCAAACCUGAAUGCAAAUAUAGUAACACUGAAUGGUCAUAUAAUUUCCAAGAGUAACAAUUUAAUUGUUGACAUUUCUUCUAAAUAUGGAGAUAAUGAAAAGUACAACAUGGGAAGGUUAAACAUAAGUCUGUAUAAUAAAAUAUUAUCUGAAAAGGAAGAAUGUCGAAAUGAUAUAAAUGAUUGCAAUAAGAAGAUAAUCGAAACGAAUGAACAUGUUAAUAAAAUAAAUUAUGAACAUGAAUUAAAUAAAAAAAAAAUAGCUAGCUUAUCAAUUAAAAAGAACAUUUUUGAAAAAGAAGUAGAAGGGAAAUUAGCCAUAAUUGAAAAUUAUGAAGAAAGAAUAAAUAAAAUAAAAAAGUUACAUAUAAAAAAAAAAAUAGAUACACUAGAAAAUUAUGAAUCUGAAUUAAUGAAAGAAAGAAAUGGAUUAGCAUCUUUUCAAAAGGAAUCAUUUAAAAUUCUAAAUGAAAGAUUCAAAAUUGAAAACAUCUAUGAAUCUGUAGAACGAAGUACUAAAGAAAUGGAAAAAGUAGAUGAACAUAUUGAUAGAAUAAAAAAUAAUAUAAAAAAAUUAAAUGAUGAUAUUAAUGAACUGUUGGACAAACAAAAUGAAAUAAACCUUUUUCAAAAAAAUGAAAAAUCAGAAAAUCAGGAAGAGAAUGUCAAAAUGGAUCUGUACAACUUGAACGAAGAGGAAAAAAAACAAGUUGAAAAAAUAAACCAAAUUCAAAACUCAAUUCAAGAACUAGAAAAUGAGCAAGGUACAUAUCACAAGAACUUAGCUACCAUUAACCAGGAAUUAAAUGAACUUCGAGAAAAUAUUAACACCAAUUUUGAAAAGUAUGAAAACAUUCAAAGCAAAAUAGACAACUGUCGAAAGAAGAUACGAAUCUAUGCCACUCUUGUCAAGGAUUUAAUAAGUGAAUGUGAUAUGAAUGGUGUAAACAUUUUCGUCACCACCAAUGUGAUUGGCGAUGGAGAAUGUGACAUGCACAGGCAAGACAAUCGAGGUGGACGAAACUGUCGAAGUGGGCGAAGCAGACGAGGAAGAAAAACAGACAAACAAUCCGGAAGGAAGAGCAAGCUCUUGCAGUGCAGCGAUGACGAGGACACACAUGGAAGUAGCGACAGAAGCAGCAGUGAUAGAAGCAGUAGUGACAAAGGCAGUAGUGACAGAGGCAGUAGCGAUGCAGAGGUGGAGUUGACAAUGUCAAACAUCUCAUUUGAUUCAGUUCCAGAAGAAUUGAAACAAAUGGAAGGGGAUAAGGAAAUCAAUAAUGAGAAGGAAAAAAUGGAAAAAGAAAUUGAAAGAAAAAGAAAAUUAUUAAAACUGAGAAAUGUAAAUAAUAGCGCAGAAAAGGAAUAUGAAACAUUAGUUGAUAAGUUAAGAGUAGUUGAUAGUUCGUUAUCAAAUGAAAGAAAAGAGUGUAAUUUGUUCGAACGGAAUUUUCGAAUAUUACAAAAGAAGAGAUCCUAUAAAUUUUUGCAUUGUUUUAAUUACAUAAAAAAUGUAAUCGACAAUGUAUAUAAUAACUUAACAUAUAGUGUAAAACAUCAUGUAGGUGGUCAGGCAUUUUUAGACUUAUUUAAUCAUAACGAAUUUAACAAAGAUGAUGAACCAUUUUACUGUGGAAUAAGAUAUAACAAUAUGCCACCAAUGAAAAGGUUCUUUGAUAUAAGUGAGUUAAGUGGUGGAGAAAAAAGUAUAAGUGCAUUAGCCUUAAUUUUCUCAAUCCAAAAAUAUAUAAGUAACUCUUUUAUUAUUCUGGAUGAAGUGGAUGCUAAUAUGGAUCCUAUCAAAAUGAAUUCUCUUGCUCGCUACCUGAAUUCUAUUAAUAGCCAAGUCAUUGUCAUUUCUCUUAAAGAAAAGUUUUUUAGUAAGAGUCAAACUCUCAUCGGUGUUUACAAGAACAAGCAUAAGAAGUGCUCCAGGACUAUCACUCUUGACAUCAGCAAGUAUCGUCAGGAUGGUGAAAUCAAACGGUGA